This is a messenger RNA of Ruditapes philippinarum (Manila clam), 8607 nucleotides long. Its product is annotated as SH2B adapter protein 1-like. Gene Ontology annotation, biological process: intracellular signal transduction. Gene Ontology annotation, cellular component: plasma membrane. The coding region runs from base 101 to 1975 and encodes 624 amino acids. Lineage: Eukaryota; Metazoa; Mollusca; Bivalvia; Venerida; Veneridae. The record is from RefSeq and is a predicted model, not a curated record. Gene Ontology annotation, molecular function: transmembrane receptor protein tyrosine kinase adaptor activity. The transcript has 7 exons.
CGCGCAUAUCUAUAUGUUGUUUGUCUUCCGGUGUGAAAUUUGACAUAAUUUUAUUUUUAAUGUUCUCACGGUCUGAUCUCUGUGAUAUGCUGAUCAAAAUAUGGAUCCAUUUUCGUUUGAUGUAGGAGGAUCUCCUCACCGUCCUGGAUGGAUGGAGUUUUGUGAUAAACACGCUAGAACUGCUGCCGAAGAUUUUCUUGGGAGCUUCCUGGUAUUUUUGAAAGCCCAUCCUACUUCCGAGUUUCGACCAAGAGAACCCAUCGAUUAUGCCAGGAAGUUUGUAGAACUAUUCCUACAACAUUUUGAACGUAAUAUACAGAAAGGUGCUCAUGACAAUCAAACAGCCCGAAAAGAGGCUGCUAUCGAGGGUGCUGAAACAUGGUUGAAUCCAACAGAAAAUGGUUCACACAAUUCAAGUUUAAAUGGUGUAAAUGGACCAGCUUUGAUUGCUAGAUCACAAAAUGACGAAAAUGAUUCCUUCAAUGAAGAGGGUAGUGUUCAUAAUGAGGGUAUAGACCAUACUAAUUCAGAUUUCCCGACAGAGACACAAAAUUCAAGCUUUGCAUCUCCACCACUGAAAUCAAAAGGAAGUAUUUUGAAACGAUUUUCAUUCAGAAAAAUUAAACAACGAGGUUUAUUUAAACAAAAUUCUGAGGAGAUAGAACUUGCAACUGGAUCCUCAGAUAAUUAUCUUAAGGAAAAACAUUUAAAUGAGCAAAAACAAAGUAAACGAAAUAAGAAACACCACAAAGAGUCGAAGUAUAAAUUAACUCCAAACUUGCCACAUUCUGUAGGAGAAGUGAAGAAAGAAGGUGUUGUUUAUGUUUUAACUGGUGAAGAUUCUAAAGGAAAGUCUCGUUGGGAAAAGACUCGUUUAGUUUUAUUAAAAACUGACACAAGUUAUAUGUUGGAAUUUUACUCUCCUCCAAAGUCUGUGAAGCCAAAGACAGGACUUUUCUGUUUCCUCAUUACAGAAGCAAGAGUAACAACUGCCCUGGAAAUGCCAGACCAUGAACAUGCAUUUGUUCUUAAGGGCCAAGGUACGACAGAAUAUGUUGUUGAGGCAUCAUGUAAUAGUGAAAUGAUGUCAUGGUUGAAUGAACUAAAAGUUUGUAUUUCACCUGAACCACCAAGAGAUGUUGCGGAGACUGACGAGAUAGCACCGUCUGCACGACCCAGGUUACCGUCAGCUCCUAGUGGAACAAUUAAUAGAGUUAAUUCAGAUUCUCCUGGUUUAGGGCCCUCCCACAGAAGUGCAUCACAAGGAAGUGUAUCGAGCAAUCCACCAGAAAUACCACCAAGGCCUGCUGGUUCAAGCCCACGUUCAUUUAUUUACCCACAAACAUAUGAUGAACAUCAUGAUAGCAUAAGCGGGGAGUAUAAUAUAGAUCAGAUGCUGAGAGAAUACCCUUGGUUCCAUGGUACACUCAGUCGACUUGAGGCUGCGCAACUUGUACUACAGCAAGGCUCUAGCGGUCAUGGUGUGUUCCUUGUGCGCCAGAGUGAGACUAGGAAAGGAGAAUAUGUUCUUACCUUUAAUUUCCAAGCAAGGGCAAAGCAUCUUCGGAUGACAAUAAACAAUGAAGGGCAAUGCAGAGUGCAACAUUUAUGGUUUAACUCAAUAUUUGACAUGUUAGAACAUUUCCGUACGCACCCUAUACCUCUAGAGUCUGGAGGAACAUCGGACGUCACUUUAACAGAUUACGUAGUUUCUCUAGAAAGACAGAUAACGCCACCUAGGGGAUCCCCUAUUCCUGGUGGAAACAUGGAACAGCGAUCUAAUUCUAAUCCUAAUUUGAGUGCAAGAGGUCACGGUGGUGGUGCUGAAAAUCGAGACAUUAUUGUCAUCAGUGGCCCUGUACGUGCUACAACAGGUUCCAUUGAGGAGGUAAUGCGGGAGCAAGGUCAGCAACAUCACGGCAGUCAACAGGGUCUACACGGCAGAGCCGUUGAAAAUCAUUACUCUUUUGUGUAACUACAACUGGUAUUUCUACUAUAUUCUUUGAGGAUGUAGCAUCUUAAGCUCGUCUGUUUCUGACAAAAAAAAUUCAAGCUAUUAUGAUGGCUGGGUGUCGCUGUGCAAAAACUUCAAUGCAGCCCAUAAUUCAAGUGUUUCAAAAAGUAAUCAACAUGAAACUUGGAAUACCUGCUUAUCAUGAUAAGGUGCAGUUGUUAGACAAGGGGCAUAAUUCUGAAAGCAAUAUUAUUGAAGUUAUGACUCUUUUUAACUUAGAAUUUUUAACAGACAAGCGUUAACACAACAUACGGUGCUCUUGUUAGCUUAAAAGAUAAUGUUUUUUACUAGUAAUAGUAUGAAUUUGUAAGGAUUAUUAUUCUAUGUCUGAUUGUCAAAGUGUGAUAUAACAGAUUUCAGUAAACAAACUUCCUUCAUUGUAAUAUAUUGCAUUACAGUAGCACCUUGUUACUUUAUAAUAGAUAUAUCAUGUUUUAGAUACAUAUUCUUACUGAUAGACAUCAUGUUACAGAUAUGUUAAAUUGUUAUAGAUCAAACAUUGUGUUACAUAUACCAUGCAUCGUUGUUACAUGUACAGUCCAUCAUGUCAUGUAUAAUUCAUCAUGUUACAUAUACAGUUCAUCAUGUUACAUGUACAUUACAUCAUGUUACAUGUACAGUUCAUCAUGUUACAUAUACAGUUCAUCAUGUUACAUGUAUAGUUCAUCAUGUUACAUAUACAGUUAAUCAUGUAACAUAUACAGUUAAUCAUGUUACAUGUAUAGUUCAUCAUGUUACAUAUACAGUUAAUCAUGUAACAUAUACAGUUAAUCAUGUUACAUGUAUAGUUCAUCAUGUUACAUUCACACUUCAUCAUGUUACAUGCACAGUUCAUCAUGUUACACGUACAUUUCAUCAUGUUACAUGUAAAGUCCAUCAUGUCAUGUAUACUACACCAUGUUACAUGCACAUUACAUCAUGUAACAUGUGCAGUACAUCAUAUUACACAUAGUGACAUACAAUAUAUCAUAUUACAAUAAAAAAGCAAAUGAAGUGCUUAAUGUUAAAAAUAAAAAUACCUCAUUUUACAGAUAAAAUAUAUAUGUACUGUGUUACAGAUAUAAAUACAUCUAUACAUUGUCAUCAAAAGCAUACAUUGUUGUCACAAAAUCAUCAAUGUUUACCAUAAUAUAAAUUUUUUCAAACUCUUCCAUACUUGACAAUAAGUAUUUUACCAUUUACAAAGACUUUCUUCUGACCCAGUUGACAAAAAAAAUCAUCAAAAUUUUUUUUUAAUGGGAUUAGUCAAUGAAGAGGCUGCGUUAUUUUUUUUUACAACACUUGAAUGUUUACAUAGCAAUGUAAUCAGUAUGAGUGUUUUCUGAAGAAAACAGUAGCAUUCAAAAUUAUUCUAUUUUUAGUAACAAUUAAUAGGAAGAUAUUUAGCCCUCUAGCUGUCCACUGUCUGGUAAUUGUUCUCUCGUGAUUCUAUAGACAUUCAAAUACUCACUUUGUAAUAUAUUAAGCUGUAGUAAAGUUUUGUUGCGGUUGACAGAGUAAUGAAAGUUGCAUAUAUACAUGUAGAGAUCUGUAAGGAAGUGUUAGAUAAGCACAUACAUGUAUAAGAUUUUUGUUUGUUAAGAUUUUAUUCCUUAAACACUUAAACAUGUAUCAUCAAUUUAUGUUUAUUUACUUUCUGCUUCCCUUGUAAAAUUUUAUGAGUGUAAGGACUUGUUACUUUCAUUUUUGAAUUUGGUCUUUCAGUUUGCAAGUGUUAAAUUGAGCCCUUACAACAACAGAAGAAAAUCAAAAUAAAUACAUUGAUAGCUUAAUUAAUGGUAGGCAAGGUUGACCCUUGCUGAUUUUGUUAAGGACCGAGUUGAGUAUUUCCCUGGCAAAAUGGCUUGAGGGGGUAUUAUAGCCAGGGACAAUGGCAGUUAUAGUUAAUCAUGUUACAGAUAAAAUAUUAUGUUACAGAUAAGAACAUCAUGUUACAGAUGAAACAUCUUGUUGCAGAUAAGAUCAUAUUACAGAUGAAACAUCAUGUUGAAAAUAAAAGCAUCAUGUUACAGAUGAAAACAUCAUGUUACAGAUAAAACAUCAUGUUACAGAUAAAACAUCACAUUACAGAUAAAACAUUAUGUUACAGAUAAAACAUCAUAUUACAGAUAAAAACAUAAUGUUACAGAUAAAAACAUAAUAUUACAGUUAUAAAACACCAUCAUAGAUUUUUGUACAGAUCACAAGUUAUGUUACAGAUGAAACAUGUUACAGAUUAACCCUUUUACAAAUCGACGAUGAAUACAGUAUAUCAUAUUCCAUAUAAAUACAUUAUGUUACAAGUCAUCAAAAAUACAAAAUUGUCAUAAAAUACAAAAUUUUAAACAUUACAGAUUAUAUUUCUUAUCAUAAAUCAUGUUACAAAUCAACCAUUAUAUUGUUACCAUGCACAUCUUUUAUGAAAUUAAUUGCAAUUAUUUUGUUAAUUUUUUUUUUAAUAUUUGACCACUGUGUAAAAGUUAAUUAUACAAAGAGAUGAAUAAGUGUGAUGACCUAGUGCUUAAGUUAUUACCCACUCUACCAAGGCAUUGACAAGUGCAAGCCCCUUUAAGGGUCCAGGCAUGGUCCCUUUUCUGACAACAGUACUGGUUAGCCCCCGAAUAGUUUGUAUAGUGAUCAUGUUGAGGAAAAGAUUGUAGCAUAUUCUUUAGUAAAUAGAUAAUAAAUAUAUUUAAAUUAUAGGAACUCCACUGAGAUUCAAAGGACGAAAAGCAUAAAAUUUGUGUUUUUUACAUAGCUCAGCUUUGAUACAUAAAACAGAAAGAAUUGCAAAAGAUAAUUAAGAAGUAUUCCCUGAAAUAAAUUGCAAAUACUAUUUUUGUGAUAUUCUAAGCCAUAUUUGAGAGGUAAGCAUAGAAACGCUUUUUUAAUUUUGAAAUGAUUCUUGAAAAUCGGGGUGAGUGUAUGAUAUAAAAUUGUGCACACAAAUUGUGUGUAUAGAAAUACAUCAAAUGGAACAUUAAUCUUAAAACAAAUCUUAAAAAUUCCAGUCCCAUCAUGUCAAAAGUCCCUUUAAAAGUACCUCCAGAUAAGUCAAAAUGAAAAAAAAAAUAAAUAAAUAAAAUUGAGAUAAAUGUACUCGAACUUUAAGAAAUUUUUAAAGUAAAGAUUCAAGAUUCAAGUAAUAAUAAAUGUGUUAUAUGUGAUAAAUGUCUAACUUUAUUACCAUAAGGCUAAUUUUGCAUAUUUAGACCUCUUUUUGGUAAUUUAUGUGGAUUAAUUUGCAUUUUGUGUAGAUUGAAAUCUUUAUUCACUUUACAAAAUAUGUAAAUUGUUUUAAAUUUUAAAUCCUUUUUUUUACAAAGUUUUCAAGAAAGUUUGCAUGAAUUUGGAGACAUGGUGCUUAAAAGGUAUAUUGAAAUUACCACUUAAGUGAAAAAAAUUAUUUAAUAUCUAGUGUGUAUAACCUUAAUGUUAUUCACAUGAAGGUGAAAAGUGCAACAAUGUCUUGAUUGUUUUAUUUAAUUUGUUUGUUAUUGACUUUUGUAAAUAUUUAUAAAGUGCAAUGAGAUGUAUUUAAGAAUUAUUAAAAUAUUUGUAUAUAUUUUUAUGCAUUUUAAGAUAUACAUUUUGUACCUAUAUAUUUAAUUUGUGAUUUUUUUUUCACAUUUGAGCCGCGCCACGACAAAACCAACGUUAUGCGUUUGCAACCAGCAUGGAUCCACACCAGCCUGCCCAUCCGUGCAGUCUGAUUAGGAUCCAUGCUGUUUGCUAUCAGUUUCCUUUCUUGUAAUAGGGUUUGUAAGCGAACAGGAUGGAUCCUGAUCAGACUGCGCAGAUUUGCAGGCUGGUCUGGAUCCAUGCUGGUUGCAAACGCAUAAGGUUGGUUUUGUCAUGGCGCGGCACAUUUCUAUGCCCUCAUGUGAAGAGUGUUGGUUGUUUAUGAACAUUAAUGUCAGUGAAUCAAGUGUGAUAGCUGCAGAAAUGUUUCUUGUUAAGUUGUUUAUAUAUUUGUUGUUUUCUAAUUUGCUUAAAGGUCAAGAAAUUUGCACUCCACAGUUUGGGAGAAAAAUCAAAAUGCUUACGAGUUAAGGUUUUGGUAUGCAUUAGAUUUACAAAAUUAUUUACAGAGUUAUCUUUAUAGGCAGUAAAGAUCUGAAAAGAUAAAUAUUUGAGAUUAGAGGUUAACAUACGGGGAGUGGUGGCAUAGUGGUUGAGGUGUCUGGCUCUCAACCCAGGGAUCAUGGGUUCGAGCCCUAAUCAGGUCACGACCAUGUUUCUUCAUUUAUCAACAGUACUGGUUGGUUCCAGGAAGCAGACUCGAAAGUGAUUAAUAUAAGUUGCAAGAACUUGUUUUGCAAUCAAGCUUAAAUAAAUAUGUUUAAACCAACAUAAAAAGCUUUUAAAGCUUUGAAUUUGUAUGUGAAAAACUGAAAUAAAAAAUGAUGCAGUGGCAGCAGGGCCAAGUCAGACUAGUAAUCUAAGGAUUGCUGGCCACGUGGGUUCAAACUCUGUCAGGGGCAAGCUGUUAUUUCCGUGAGCAUGAAACUUAACACUCAUUGCUUAGUACUGGUUGGUUCUAGGAACGUAAUCAAGAGUGUUUCAACAAGCUUAUAGCAAACUAAAAUAAAUUAGUAUUAACUCAAAUGAUGCAGAGAAGUUUUGUUAUAAUAGCUUACCUAAACCGUAAGUAUUGUGUAUUCCUAGAAAUUAUUUCCUGCUUUUUAAACUAUAUGUUUUUUACAGUAUAUUUAUGUAUAUUCCUGUGAUUUCUUAUAGCUAUGAAAAAAAGUUACAUAAAUGUAGUAAUGUACACAAAUCUGCAAACAUUUGAAGCUGUCAUUAGUGAAGUAAUUGAUACCUGAUAAUAAUGGGGAAAAAAAUCUUGCAAUUUGAAUAUAGAUUAAAUUAAAAUUGUAUGAACAAAUCAUUUGUAGUUUGCAUACACUGAAUUUUAUGUACUUUUAUUUGUCAAAGUUUUUCUAUGAUUCAGCAAUUAGUAACAUAAGCAGUUAGAAAAUUGUACAUAUUUUAUAAGUGAACAGUUUCUCGGAAUACAAUAAGUCAUUCUUAUUGUAGGUUUUUUGUUGUUGUUUUUUGUUUGCACAAUAGCAGUUUGAUUUUUGAUAUGAUUUAGAAUUAACUUGCACUAAACUUGUUACUCAAGUAGGCAUCUGUACCUUGUUUUUUAAUGCAUUAUUAAGUUGGAAUCAAUCAAACAGACAUACAUAUUAUAUCUUGCCUUGUCUGCAUGUAAGCAGUUGUACCUUUGGUUUGAUUUGAACCAAAUUUGCUCAAAACUAGUUUCAUUAUUAUCUUUGGGUUUCUUUCUGGGAAUUGUUCUCAUUUCUUCUGGUAAUUUAGAGAUAUUAUCCCUUAAAAUAAAUACAAAACUACACAACAAGCAUAUACUGCUUGCCAGUGCAGUAAUUGUUUUGUUUAUGAUUGAAUUUCAACGUAAGUUAUACAAAACAUUGAUCAGCUGUGAAUAUUAGUGUCUAUCUUGAAAUGACCUCAAAGGUAUGACCUCUUCAAGGCUAAAAUAGGCAUGUUUAUUAUAUAUAAAAGCAUUCAUAGAUUUAACCUCAUGUUAGAUGUUUGAAAUGUAGAUGCGUUGCUUGUAUCUGACACAAAAUAAGUUCAUUCACAUUAUUUCAUGUAUUUGGUCCCCUCCCAUUUUAAUUAAAAUGAGGUCUCUAGUGGCAGCAUUGGUUUCCACUUUUAUUAUUUGAUUUAAAUUAAAAUGUUGAUAUUCUAAAGAAUGGCCUAAUUUCAAAUAUAUCUAGGCAACUAUUAAAUAAACUGAAUCAUUGGGACUCAAGUUAGCGACUUAGGGCCUCAUUGAAUGUCUUGAUUUGUUUUAUAUUGCUGUAUUGUUUAAAUAUGAUCUUGAAACAGGGACAGAAAUAUGAAGAUAUAUUUACAUAUAAUACACCUGUCAAUUACAGCUCCCUCGUGAUGCCUUAGGAUAACAUAGGCAUUAACUUUUAGAUAAUUAAACUGCUGGUAAGUGCCCUCGCAGGUAGAGGGCACAGGUGCCAUCGCAAGUGGAACAAAGUCAGAUGUUAAAAUUUUGGCUAUUUGUUCCUUCACAGCAUGCUGAACAUAAGACCUGGUAUUUUUGCACCAAAACAAAACAAUCCCAUAGACUGGGGUGUUUUUUAUCCACUGUCCCUCCUUCCAAUCUAUCUCUCCAUUCCCAAAGUGUGUGACUUAUAGAUGACUUGUGCAUAACAUGAUUUUUGAUUUCAAAAGUAUGUAACUUAAGGUUUUUAACUUCUAUAUAAUAAUAUCAAAUUCUUUCCUUACAAUUAUGUAAAUUCAGAAUCUCGGGUGUAAUUUUCAUGGAUAUGUAGGGAUGUAGGGUAAUAAGUCAAUGAGAUAAAUUAUUGUAUAUUAAAUUCAACAAGAUAGUGGAAAAUUGUAAGGGGGAUGGUUAGACUUAUGAUUUAAAUCACCCCAGCUUAAAGGUAUAUCUGUUUGUACCAAUAGCAUGUAUUUUUGACACAAAAAAGUAGGUUAAAGGAAGUAUUGAUGGAAUUGAUCGCAAAAUUUGUGGGAGAGGGACAUUUAAUUUCAUAUUACUUUAUGCUGUAUGCUUUAUUUUUGCCAGUGACUUAUGUGUAAAAUAAAUAUAAUAAAAUAUAGAACUU